AACAGAGUUUACAAUACCAAGCCAGGUCAGUGAGUAUGAGUUUUUCCAAAUCAGCUGCCUAAUUCAUCUCUACACAAGGAUUUUCCACGGUUUAGAGGGCCGCAUAGUAUAUGAAAGAACAAGAAAUCCUAACAAGAAGAAAAAAGAGUGUAUCGUGGACUGUUCGAACAUAGAAAUGCUGAUAAACCCCCACCAGUACAAAGCACCGACCGAUGCGUCUGAAGCGGCAUGCACGCCAAAGAUGAUGGAGGUUGGCGAUAUUCCCCAAGAAAUGGUGCUUUCCUUGAAAAAGAGGGAAGAAUUAUGCGCAACCCAUAAGAUUAAGCCGAAUUCAGACACCCCCAUAAUUUCGUGCAACAGAGAAUACCUGACCUACUCGACCGACAUACAAUACCUUCUGGAGUCCUACUACAAUGAGUACUAUACCGAGACAACCGAGAAUCCCAUUGCGAAUGCAGUCAUAAUAACUAUUCUUUGUGUCAUAUUUUUUGUUCUAUACUGCGCUUUACUCAUGGCUGUAAAGAAAACAUUCUUCAAAAUUCCGCCCAGAACAUGA
This is a messenger RNA of Nematocida major, 556 nucleotides long. RefSeq lists its product as uncharacterized. The transcript has a single exon. NCBI's taxonomy places the organism in Eukaryota, Fungi, Microsporidia. The annotation marks the transcript as partial. The record is from RefSeq and is a predicted model, not a curated record.